Messenger RNA from Vicia villosa (hairy vetch), 1436 nucleotides. RefSeq names its product F-box/FBD/LRR-repeat protein At3g52680-like. Lineage: Eukaryota; Viridiplantae; Streptophyta; Magnoliopsida; Fabales; Fabaceae. The record is from RefSeq and is a predicted model, not a curated record. Bases 53 to 1354 code for a protein of 433 amino acids. Gene Ontology annotation, molecular function: protein binding. The transcript is spliced from 2 exons.
UCCUACUGCAUUAGCCUCCGGUAGUUUGAAUUUGUUGUUUCAAAAUCCAGGCAUGUCAAUUCAAGAUAACUCUAUCUCAAUUUUGAAAUCUAAUUCAAUCAAAGACCCUGUCUCAAACCAACUUGAACUUCUAUUAAUCAAAAAGCUCUUCGACAGUGACCAUACAUUGCCAUCCAUUUCAAAAAAACUCAAACUUAGGCCGACCAAAGAUUGGUCGUCGUCGCAAACGCCAUUGAUUUUUUCACCCCAAGAUAGAAUUAGCCAUCUCCCUGACUCAAUUCUCUCUCACAUUCUCUCUUUUCUCCCCACUCAUUUAGCUGUCCGUACAACCAUCCUCUCUAAGAGAUUCAAUCCAGUAUGGCUUUCUAUCCCCACUUUCAAUAUGUUUGACUUGUACCGAACCGCUCUUCUACAUUCAGCCAUGCUAGCCAUGCUAUCUCGUCACACCAAAGUGCCAAUACUAUCCUUCCGCCUCAAGUGUACAUUUCCCGAAGUUGUCGACGACCUUAUCUUGGCAGCAGCUACAAAAGGAGGAGGGGUUCAAACCAUACAACUUGACCUCAUGUAUUCAUCUUUAGAGAUGAAAACUCUUUCUAACUUACACUCUUGUAAGACUCUCACUGUCCUCAAACUCACUAACGUAGCCAUUAAGGAAAGCCUUUCUCAAAUAAAACUUUCUUUUAUUAAAACUCUUCAUUUGGUCGAUGUCAUUUUCAAACUAUCACUACAUAUGAUCAACUUUUUCUUAGGCUUUCCCGCUCUGGAGGAAUUGCAUACAGAUCUUGUAUAUGUACUUGGCAGGAUGGAUUUUGUUCCAUACCCAAUGGUUAAAUGUUUGCCCAACUUGCUCACAGCUAAUAUCUCCGACAUUGAGCUUACUCCUUUAUUCCAUCAUUCCAGGUCACUCAUUCUCAAUCUCAACAAGAGACCGCUGCUCCACAUUAUGCAUUUCCCCGUCUUUUACAAUCUAACUCGAAUUGAGCUUGUUAUUAACUUUGAACAAACUUGGCAUGCAAAGUGGAAAUGGAUACUAAAAAUUCUUCAACAGAGUCCCAACCUUCAGCACCUCAUUAUUCACCAAGAAACAGAAACUGAAAAUGGAAUCGAUGAGAAGAAUUGGGAGGAUCCACCUGUCGUUCCAGAAUGUCUUUUAUCUCAGCUCAGAACUUGUUUGUUUAGACUCUGGAGAGGCACAGAGUGUGAGCUUAAAUUUGCAGACUACAUUAUGCGGAACUCAAAAGUAUUAAGUUCCAUGACAAUUCGCUGCUCCUCUUCCAUAAGCAAAAACACAAAGGAUGAAAUAUUACAUAAAUUAUCUAUCUGUCCAAGAGACUGUAAACUUAUAUUUUCUUGAUUUGAUUGUUUCUGAAACACUAAGAACUAUGUUUUAUUUUGUACUAGGAAGUUGAUCUAAUGGCUAUGAUUAACUAGUAAUG